Molecule: messenger RNA, 3296 nt
Organism: Stylophora pistillata
Lineage: Eukaryota; Metazoa; Cnidaria; Anthozoa; Scleractinia; Pocilloporidae
Product: protein mono-ADP-ribosyltransferase TIPARP
Cellular component (GO): nucleus
Molecular function (GO): NAD+ poly-ADP-ribosyltransferase activity
Source: RefSeq, a predicted model, not a curated record
AAUUGCGCAUUUCCUACGUAUAAAUCAUGACACUAAUCAGCCUCAUUGUGUGCUGUCAAGGAACUUGAAUUUCAAGUACUCACUUCCACUGCGAUGGCGAAGGCAGCUGCGAGGAUUAUAAGUAGUUUAGUCAAUUUUGCGAGUGGUGAUGGUGGCAGAAUAACCAGCGCACAAGAAUACGAGAGAAGAACCCGGGAGAGACGAGGGGAAGCUACCUCUCUUGACGGUGCUAGUGAGUCUAAAAGAUACCGCUGGCAAUUUAAAGAAGCAGAUUCCUGUACUUGGAGAAAUUUCGGCUCUUCUGACAAUGUUGUUUUGGAAAAUCUUUACUGUGGCGUGGAAAAUGUGGAAGUCAACAUAAAACUUAAAGACACCACAAUAAGACAUUUCAGAAAGCGACUGGUGAAGAUGUCAGCCAACUUUCAGACAAUGUCCAUGAGUCUGAUCUCCACCUCCAAACAGUUUCUGAUUCGUCGAUGCUCAACACCAUCUUACAUCAAAGAACGCAACAACGAGUUUCCUACAUUGUGGGUUUGGUAUUGGGAAGACAUCGAUGGGUGGAAGAAAUAUGCCGAAACGGGUCUUUGUUCUGGGACAAAACAAGAGCAAAUAGAAAUUUCGUAUCUAAAUGGAGACCUUAGUUACUUAUUUCAAAUCGGAGGGAAAGAUUUCAUCAUCCAUUUUGAAGAUGACCUUAUGAACCAAAGGAGCGCAGAUACAGAUGUCCAAGCGGGUCGGCUCGUCAGAAGAAGACCAAUGUUUGUUUCAGAAUCAACUCUGCAGACUACAAAGAGCGGAAUUCCAGAAGGUCAGGCUAUGAACUUUGAACGGACUAAUCUGGAUAAGGACUGCAAAGCAUACCGAACUGUGAGUCAAAGCUUCCACAAAACAAUGCCGGAACACCAGGCCUCUAUACUGAUGGUGGAAGAAAUAACAAAUGAUGAUUUAUUCCACAAAUACAAAAGAGAGCUCAAGAAUAUGAAGAAGAAAGGAAAACCUUGGCGUGAAAAGUUGUUGUUCCAUGGUACUACAUCAGAUGUUGUUGAUGCCAUCUGCACACAAAAUUUUGAUCCCGGAAUGUGUGGGAAGAAUGGGACACAGUAUGGGCAUGGAUGCUAUUUUGCUGUAGACGCAUCUUACAGCAAUAACUACAGCAUUACUGCUCGAGAGAGAACGAGAUACAUGUUUCUGGCAAAAGUGUUGACAGGAGAAUUUAAGCGUGGAGAGCAAAGCUUUUAUCGACCACCAUUGAAGGAUCCGAGCAAUCCGGCAGGUGAUGUGUACGAUUCUUGUGUUGACGACGAAAAUCAACCAAAGAUCUUUUUAAUUUUUAAUGACGAACAGUGCUAUCCUUUGUAUUUGAUUAAGUAUCAGCUGUUAUAGUUUUAGGUAUUAAAGCCAAUUGGUACUGCAAAAAGUCAGUUACUAGCGCGUUAACCUAUUUAGACCCAAGAAGAUCAUAAAAUGAAAUCCCAUCGAGUAUAUUAAAAUUAAACAAUUAUCAAGUGGGAGAUAAGUAAUUUAAAACAAUAAAAAAAAAAAACGUGAGAAUACUAGCUUGAAGUGCCAUUUAAUUCUUACAACUUACUUGUAGAGAAAAGUAUAGUGAUAACUGGAGAGAGUUAAUCACUGUCUGGAUAUAGAUCCUCGCGCAUGUCAAAAGAUCUACAAUGCACGUGCUGAAAUUCGUCCACAUAAUGUUACUUUAGACUGACCAUUGUCAGAAUAUCUAACCAGCAAAUUGACGUAAGAAGGUUCUUCUUUCAAAGAAAAAAUACUUACGUGUAGAAGGUAGGAUUAAAGUUCUAAAAGAGGUGACUUCAAGGUUUUCUGUCAGUAGACCUGAUAGGAGUAGUUAGGCUAAGUGUUCGUUCUGUUUAUUAUUGCGAUCAAACAAAAUUUAAGUGAAGUUUUGCUAUUGAUGGCAGACUCCCAGUGUCCAUGAACAUUGUAGUGAUUUUAUGUUCUUUGCGUAAAGGGAAAAUCAUAGUUUAAAUUUCGUUAUUAGAAGCCUGCCGAGGGGACUUUGAAAGGACUUAGUCCACGCGAAAUAUUGAAAUAGGGGAGGGGGGGUUAUGUAUACGUUCAGGGAUAAUAUUGAUUUUAUCGCAUUCUGUUACUCACUCUAUAUCAUCUUCUCAUAUCCAGGCCAAAUAUCUUGGCCUGCCCCCCUCCCCCCCCUCCCCCUCCACAUAAUCCCCCAAAGGUCGAAAUGGAAAGACACCGUAAUAUAUCCCCGAAAUGGAAAGACACCCGUGCUGGCCGUGACCUUAGUGUUACACAACAGUUUAUAAUGUCUUGCCUUAAAUCAGUGUCUUCUGGUUGGCUGGCGGUAGUCAUAUGAAUAGUUCAUGACUCAUGACAGGUCUUCCGAUUGUCAGAACUCUUUUUACUCGUUCUCAACAAUUAAAUAUAACGCUCUGUAAAAUCAGCUAAAAAAUUAACGCAUGCGAAAUCGAUUCUUGGAAAGCACAACAGGAACGAACCUGUUUUUGUCAUUGGAACAAACCUAGAUAAUUUUCACGUACAAUUUUACUGCACGGCAUAUAUUGAAAUACGAAAUCAUUGACUGUUUUGGCAAUGUUGGCCGAUUCAGGGGCUGGAAGUGGUAUGCGAACGAUCCCAUGUUGCUUCCGAGACACGUGUCUUUGAAUCUAUUUCAAUCGCAUUUGAAGACUGACAAAUGAAUCACCAAUCAAAAGAGUGCAGAAAUUUAAAAAGGUGGAGAAACAAGCGGAUGAAAAAUAACACUAAGAUGAACAGGCUAUUUAAGAGAUGAAAUAUAUCUAUCUCUUAUUAGACGUUUUGUUGUGUAGUAUCGCUGAGUAUUUUUACGAGUUGUGCCGUAUUUUGACGAGCCUGUAAGGCGAGUCAAAAUACAAACAACGAGAAAAUUAAUUGUUAACCUUCUUUUCUCUGCUAAAUCUACGAAUUUUUAAUUAGUAUCUGAUCUAUUGUAUUUCACUUAUUUUUGACGUUAUUCACUAUAUUGGUCAUUUGAUAAUUUAUUUAGUUAUUUUAGUUAUUUAGUAGCCUUGUGACUGAAAAAGCCUUUUAGGGAGUUGCAAUAAAGUAUGUCUGUACGUAUGUAUGUACAACAAAGCGUCUACUUAGAAAUUGAUUAUCCAACACGGAUAUUUCUGGAGUACAAAUAUCGCGUGAUAUUUGUACUCUUUUAACGCGUUAUUUGUACUCUACGAAGCACAUUUAGAUAAUAAACAAUUGCUAUUACACGGUCGGGGGAAGAUUUAAAUUUCAUAUCCGGGUCUUCGUAACCAGUGACCGCAGCGAACAAG